GUAAUUUAAAUGCAGCAGCAGCGCUGCCCUUUUUGUCUGUCUUUUACAAGUUUUGUGUAAAAAUUUCUUUGCUUUGCGUCGCAUUUCGUUCGUUGUUAGUGUUUUUGCUGUAAUAAAUAAAUGAAAUUAUUGUGCUUGUCCGAACAGGAUCAAUUGCAAAAGCAUUAAAACAAUAACAAAAUUCUUAAGGAUGUUUUACACAAAAUAUGUAAUCCACAUGGACAGGUCUUGCGUAUUGUAAUUUUCAAAAAGAACGGUGUCCAAGCUAUGGUGGAAUUUGAUUGUUUAGAAUCGGCCACAAGAGCUAGAGAGAAUUUAAAUGGUGCUGAUAUAUAUUCAGGUUGCUGCACAUUGAAAAUUGAUUAUGCUAAGCCAGAGAAAUUGAAUGUUUAUAAAAAUGAACCAGAAACCAGCUGGGAUUAUACUUUGACUACAGUAAAAGAAAUUAGUAACGGACGUUCACCUUUGCUACAGGAGCCACUAUAUGGAAAUCGUCAUCAGCAAUACAUUGGCUUAAUCUCAAAUCCAACAAAUUUUUUUAAAGAACAACCACUAUUGGGACCCAGCGCUGCAUUCCCACCAUUUGCUGCUGCCGAAUUUCAUCCCACCACACCGGAGAAUUGGAAAGGCGCCAACAUCCAUCCAACUGGUCUAAUGAAAGAGCCAACUGUUGUACCCGGUCGCAAUGCGGCUGUAGCAGCAUUUACCGCACAAGGACAGACACAGGGUGCUGUCAUGAUGGUUUACGGUUUGGAUCAUGAUACAUCGAAUACAGAUAAACUUUUCAAUUUGGUUUGCUUAUACGGAAAUGUUGCAAGGAUUAAAUUUUUAAAAACCAAAGAAGGUACCGCCAUGGUCCAAAUGGGUGAUGCCGUCGCUGUUGAACGUUGCGUCCAACAUUUGAAUAACAUUCCGAUUGGCACAAGUGGCAGAAUUCAAAUUGCUUUCUCGAAACAAAAUUUCUUAUCUGAAGUUAUAAAUCCCUUCCUAUUGCCCGAUCAUACACCCAGUUUUAAAGAAUAUACUGGAUCUAAAAAUAAUCGUUUCCUAUCGCCGGCACAGGCAAGCAAAAAUCGUAUACAACCACCGAGCAAGAUUUUACAUUUCUUUAAUACACCACCUGGCCUCACCGAAGACCAAUUGAUUGGCAUUUUCAAUAUUAAAGAGGUUCCUGCCACAUCUGUGCGAUUAUUCCCCUUGAAAACAGAACGUUCCUCAUCGGGUCUAAUUGAAUUUCCAAAUAUUGCCCAGGCCGUUUUGGCCAUUAUGAAGUGCAAUCAUCUGCCAAUUGAGGGUAAAGGUACCAAAUUUCCAUUCAUUAUGAAACUAUGUUUCUCCUCGUCAAAGAGCAUGAAUGGAGCCUGGAAUAAUGCGGCAAAUGAGGGUAUGAUUGAAAAAGAAAAUGAGGCGGAUCUUAAGCAAGAUCCGUAUAAUUGAGAUAAUGUUAUAACCAUACAAUUAACAACAUAUUAAAUAAAUUAUAAAAAGAAAACAACAAUAACAACAAGUGAAAUUUAAACAAAAAUUUAAAGAAAAA
Molecule: messenger RNA, 1537 nt
Organism: Lucilia cuprina (Australian sheep blowfly)
Lineage: Eukaryota; Metazoa; Arthropoda; Insecta; Diptera; Calliphoridae
Gene: sm
Product: heterogeneous nuclear ribonucleoprotein L
Exons: 9
Coding region: 268-1437 (389 amino acids)
Biological process (GO): regulation of RNA splicing
Cellular component (GO): nucleus
Molecular function (GO): mRNA binding
Source: RefSeq, a predicted model, not a curated record